CACUCCUUUAAAAUCACCAUCAAAGAAAUUCCAAUUUUCUCGGAUUUUUAUUUCUUAUAUACAAAUCCCUAAAACCCUAUAGCCCUCUUUCUUCGUCACCUACUACUACUAACUCCAAGCUCAAGCUCCUCUGUUUCUUCUGCUUGUGGUUAAAAAUCAUUUCAGACACAGUGCUUUUGAUGACUCUCUGCAACAAACAACAGCAGCUGCAGACAAAGCUUAUACGAAGCUGUAUCUACUGACUUUGAUGGUGAAAUAUCAAAAACCCUAAAUUAAUUUUAAAAAAAAACACAUUUUUUUUCUUCUUUUGGUUUUUCCUCUGAGGGUAUUCAUCAUCAAUGCUUACAAAGUACAGUGGGUAAACAAAACAAAAACAAAAACCCAUUUUUUUCUCCUUCUUUAAAUCCCAAACCAACCCUAAAGUUUUGAUUUUUAAUUUUGGGGGUAACCAAAAAAAAACAAAACCCUAAUUUUUUUUCUUUAGUGAUGAGAUUAUUGGUGAUGAUGAAAUGAUUGGAGAUCUAAUGAAGAAUAACAACAAUGGCGACGUUGUGGAUAACGAAGUGAACAACCGGUUAAGCCGGUGGCAUCACAAUUCUUCCCGGAUAAUUAGGGUUUCACGAGCUUCCGGUGGUAAAGAUCGACACAGCAAAGUCUUGACUUCUAAAGGACCACGUGACCGUCGUGUCCGGUUAUCAGUCUCCACCGCUCUUCAAUUCUAUGAUCUUCAAGAUCGGUUAGGUUAUGAUCAACCUAGCAAAGCUGUUGAAUGGUUAAUCAAAGCUGCUGAAGAUUCAAUCUCUGAGCUUCCUUCACUCAACAACACUCAUUUUCCGACCGAUGACGAGAAUCACCAGAAUCAGACAUUAACAACAGUUGCUGCUAAUUCCUUGUCUAAAUCUGCUUGUAGUAGCAAUUCAGACACGAGCAAGAACUCUUCUGGUUUGUCUUUAUCAAGAUCGGAGCUUAGAGAUAAAGCUAGAGAGAGGGCUAGAGAGAGAACAGCUAAAGAGACCAAGGAAAGAGAUCAUAACCACACUUCGUUUACGGAUUUGUUAAAUUCCGGUUCAGAUCCGGUUAACUCAAACCGGCAAUGGAUGGCUUCAGCUCCUUCUUCAUCUCCAAUGGAGUAUUUCAGUUCGGGUUUAAUUCUCGGGUCGGGUCAACAAACCCAUUUCCCUAUUUCAACAAAUUCUCAUCCUUUCUCAUCAAUCUCCGAUCAUCAUCAUCAUCAUCCUCAUCAUCAGCAUCAAGAGUUUUCAUUCGUUCCCGACCAUUUGAUAUCACCGGCAGAAUCCAACGGCGGAGCAUUCAAUCUUGAUUUUAAUAUGUCAACACCCUCCGGCGCCGGAGCUGCCGUCUCCGCCGCAUCAGGUGGUGGCUUCAGUGGUUUCAACAGGGGGACCCUUCAGUCCAAUUCAACAAAUCAGCAUCAGUCAUUCCUCGCUAAUCUACAGAGGUUUCCAACAUCAGAAAGUGGAGGAGGUCCACAGUUCUUAUUCGGUGCACUGCCUGCAGAGAAUCACCACCACAAUCACCAGUUUCAGCUUUACUAUGAAAAUGGAUGCAGAAACUCAUCAGAACAUAAGGGUAAAGGCAAGAACUGAUGAUAUUAAUUAUUGCAUCUUUGGUUUUGUUCAAAUGCUCAUUUUGUAUGUUUAUCUUUGGUUUAUUUCAAAACAAAUGUUAAUCUCUUUCGUUGUCUGAUGUGUGUUAGGGUUUUGUUUUAUGUAUUGAGGGUCUUUGGAAAUCUUUUUGCAUUGUGCUUGUAAUGUUGUAUUUGUGAUAAUAGCAUUUUGUUUGUGAGUUUAUAAUUGAAUUUUUGAAUGUUAUUUUUGCCAUGUAAUUGGUAUAGUUAGCAUUUUUUUUUUCUUUAGUAAAUUGUUUAUAGUACGAA
Arabidopsis thaliana (thale cress) is the source of this 1897-nucleotide messenger RNA. It is a transcript of the gene TCP2, whose product is annotated as TEOSINTE BRANCHED 1, cycloidea and PCF transcription factor 2. The transcript has 2 exons. NCBI's taxonomy places the organism in Eukaryota, Viridiplantae, Streptophyta, Magnoliopsida, Brassicales, Brassicaceae. The record is from RefSeq and is marked reviewed. Gene Ontology annotation, molecular function: DNA-binding transcription factor activity. Gene Ontology annotation, biological process: plant gross anatomical part developmental process. Gene Ontology annotation, cellular component: nucleus. Bases 510 to 1607 code for a protein of 365 amino acids.